GUUGGAGCGCCGAAAAGAAGCGUGGGACUUUGCGCGCGAAUUGCGCGCGCUCCGGGAGUCCACGGCUCGCGGCCGCACGGAGGAAUUGCAGGCGCUGCGGCGGAACAACGAGGAGGUGGAACGCUGUGUACUGCGACGGCAGAUGGAUGAGAGUGCGGCACUGCAGGACUUCUUGGGAGGACUGCAUGAAGAGAUGGGCCGCAGCCUGGAGCGGCUCAACACGGAGUGUGCACGACGAUGGACAUCGUUGGAGGAGAGGGUCGCCAAAACUGAGGAGGGUCUCCAGCCGCUGGAGGUCUCUGUGGCACGGCAGGUGUCGGAGGCUUUUGCCAGCUUCGAGCGGAGCUUGCGCCGGAGGCCGUGGAGGCGACGGCCCCAGCGACGACCCAGUCGUGGAGGACGGACGCUCUGA
This is a messenger RNA of Durusdinium trenchii, 412 nucleotides long. The record is from the annotation of a GenBank genome assembly. Lineage: Eukaryota; Dinophyceae; Suessiales; Symbiodiniaceae.